AUGUCGAACUGCGUGCCAAAACUGACCACAGUGUUGCUGAGCCACAGGCCCAUAGCUCUGUUUAUCCUCACUGUUUCAUUUCUGUUCUUUGCCUCUGUCAUGUUCCACUGGACAACUGGAGAGGAUGCUGCAAGCCAGGUCUACACCUUGCCUACACAAAGCAUUUGUGAACAGUUUUUUGCUUCCCCUCCCCACACCAUUGCUGGUGGGCCCCCUCCUUCCCCAGGGGAUGUGUUUUUUGUGGAGACCUCUGAGCGAAUUAACCCAAGUUACCUGUUCACGUGCUCUGUGGAGUCAGCGGCCCGGGCACACCCUGGAACACGGGUUGUGGUGCUCAUGAAAGGCCUGGCAAAGAGGAAUGUCUCAUUGCCCAGCCACUGGGCAUUCUCAUUGCUGAGCUGCUUCCCCAACGUGGAGAUCCGGCCCCUGGACAUGGAAGAGCUUUUCUCAGGAACACCUCUGGCAAAGUGGUACUUGCAGGCACAGCCUGAGCACCAGAAGGGACGUUAUUACUUAGCCCACCUCUCUGACGCCUGCAGAAUUGCCAUCAUGUGGAAAUUUGGUGGCAUCUACCUGGACACAGACUUCAUUGUGCUGAAGAACUUGAAGAACCUCACCAAUGCCCUUGGUAUAGAGGCCCAGAAUGUACUGAAUGGGGCCUUUCUGUCCUUCAAACCCAAGCAUGAGUUCAUAGAACUUUGCAUGCAGGACUUUGUUGGUAACUACAAAAGCUGGAUCUGGGGACACCAGGGCCCGCAGCUCCUAACACGUGUCUUCAAGAAGUGGUGCUCUAUCAGUAAUAUCCAAAGUGGUAUGAUCUGCAAAGGAGUUGGUGCUCUGAGCCGUGAGGCUUUUUAUCCUAUUCCAUGGCAGAACUGGAAGAAAUUGUUUGAAGCAAUCGGCUCCUCGGAGCUUCACAAUCUCCUUAAGAACACCUAUGCGGUGCACAUAUGGAACAAACUGAGCCACGAUGCAAGGCUAGAGAUCACGUCCCAGGCUUUGCUGGCUCAGCUGUAUUCUCAGUUCUGCCCUGCCACAUCUGCACAGAUGAAAAAGGACUCUGAAGAGCAGUCGAAGCCUGUAAUGUGA
This is a messenger RNA of Columba livia (rock pigeon), 1089 nucleotides long. Its product is annotated as lactosylceramide 4-alpha-galactosyltransferase-like. Bases 1 to 1089 code for a protein of 362 amino acids. Gene Ontology annotation, molecular function: galactosyltransferase activity. The transcript has a single exon. The record is from RefSeq and is a predicted model, not a curated record. NCBI's taxonomy places the organism in Eukaryota, Metazoa, Chordata, Aves, Columbiformes, Columbidae. Gene Ontology annotation, biological process: glycosphingolipid biosynthetic process.